Staurois parvus is the source of this 347-nucleotide messenger RNA. NCBI's taxonomy places the organism in Eukaryota, Metazoa, Chordata, Amphibia, Anura, Ranidae. The record is from the annotation of a GenBank genome assembly.
CUGAUAGACGGCACUGACUGGCAUCACUUCUGGGCACUGACUGGCGGCACUGACUGGCACAACCCCUGGGCACUGACUGGUGGCACUGACUGGCAGCACUGGUGGGUGGCACUGGUGGGUGGCACUGGUGGACAGCACUGGUGGGUGGGCACAGGUGGGCGCACUGCUGGGCACAGGUGGGCGGAACUUGUGUGUGGCACUGCUGGGCACCGAUCAUCAGGGCACUGAUGAUCAGUGACCCUGAUGAUCGGUGCCGAUCCCCGCUCUGACAACUGCCAGUUUUCGGCAGUACUUUCCUCAUGAUCUGACAGCGUGAGGAAAGUGCAGCCGAGAACCGGCAUUUGCAU